This is a messenger RNA of Lathyrus oleraceus (garden pea), 1366 nucleotides long. Its product is annotated as histone acetyltransferase MCC1. Gene Ontology annotation, biological process: N-terminal peptidyl-methionine acetylation. Gene Ontology annotation, cellular component: Golgi membrane. The coding region runs from base 300 to 1190 and encodes 296 amino acids. Lineage: Eukaryota; Viridiplantae; Streptophyta; Magnoliopsida; Fabales; Fabaceae. The record is from RefSeq and is a predicted model, not a curated record. The transcript is spliced from 5 exons. Gene Ontology annotation, molecular function: histone acetyltransferase activity; protein-N-terminal amino-acid acetyltransferase activity.
AUAAUAAUCUAUCAGAGAAUCAAAAAGGGUUAAGUUGAAUUUGAUAGAUAAAUUGUUUUCGUUACUAGUUGGCGUGAAUCUGUGAUCCAAGCGAGCAUCGCCGAAUCGUAAUUGUGGUACACCCAUAACGUGUUUGUUAAAAUUACUCAAUCAAUUCGAUUAUCAUUUCAUUUCUCUGUAGGUUUUCUACCUUUAAUCCCUAAUUCCCAUUCACAAUUCUUAGUUAUAGCAAUUAUCAAACUGUGUAAAUAAAUGUUACUGGUUGCUGCUGCUUGGUUUUUCCAAGUAUAUCAUCAUAUAUGUGCUGGGAAUUAAGUGGAAAGUACUCCAUGGUAAAGCCGAAAGGGUCUAAUCAGUCUAAAAUAUGCUAUAGGCCUAUUCGACCUUCUGAUCUUGACGUAUUAGAGCGUAUCCAUGGUCGAUUAUUUCCCAUCAGGUAUGAAUCUACUUUUUUUCAAGAUGUGGUCAAUGGACGGGAUAUUGUAUCGUGGGGAGCAGUUGAUCUUAGUCGACCGAAUGGCCAAAGUGACGAACUCAUUGGAUUUGUAACAGCACGGAUUGUUCUUGCAAAAGAAAGUGAGAUAGUAGAUUUGCUUGGAUAUGACUCUGCCAAAUCUGAUCAGACCUUAGUGUAUGUUCUAACACUGGGAGUAGUGGAAGCAUAUAGGAGCCUUGGAAUAGGUAUUAUUAGUCGUUUGUUUUGUACUUUAAUUUUGUUGAAAUCCUCCAGUAAUAUAAUUGAUAAUCUAAUAUGCGCCUCAUCACCAGCUUCUUCUCUGAUUCGGGAGGUCGUAAAAUAUGCUUCAAGCAUUCCCACAUGCCGAGCAGUUUACUUGCACGUAAUUUCUUUCAAUAUCUCAGCAAUCAAUUUGUACAAGAAAAUGUCUUUCAAGUGUGUUAGAAGGCUGCAGGGAUUUUAUUUCAUCACUGGCCAACACUAUGAUUCAUUUUUAUUCGUGCACUACGUAAAUGGGGGACGGUCUCCUUGUUCGCCAUUAGAGCUUCUCUCUGCAAUAAUAAGCUAUAUGAAGAGCGGCAUUAAGGCAGUGGCUGCGAAGCUGUGCAAGAACGAAGUUAGGAAGAUCUCAAGGUGGGAAAAGUGUAAAGAAAGUCAUUCUCUUGUCUCACUUUCAACAAUACCCAACAAAAGAAACAUGGCUGUCGAGUGUACUGGUUGUGAGUUUGUGUAAUUUUUUCUUGUUAGUUUUAUGUUUCCUAUAUUACUCAACCUCACUUAUAAUUCUCUCUAGAAAGGUGCCAAAAUUAUAGUACUUGUUCUGUCAGAAUAAAUGCAAUCCUGAGAUGAAACCAAAAAUGUAGGCCAUACAUAUAUAUAAUGUAAAAAGUGUUUCAACAAAUUCUUUUA